AUGUACCUUUAUCGACCUGGACGACGGCGGAAAUCACCAUCAGUCACACUCACGACUGCGCUAGCUCUUCUCCCCCUUGGAAAUGCGUUCAAGCUACCGUGGCCGUUCCCUUCUAAACGGUUUACUGGAAAUUCUUUGAUAGAUGCAGGAACUAUGGGUCUCAGUGGGGACAAUAGAGUCGUUGCUUUUGGAGACUUCAACGGGGACCAAUUAUUGGAUGUUUUAUCGUUGGCCUCUGAUCAGCAGACACUUUCAGUCCAUCAUUGGAGUCACGAGGCGUUUGCUUUUCAGUCUUCUGGGUCAUUCAAGCACCCACGCAGAGUUUACAACGUUGUUCCCGGAGACUUUACGCAUUCUGGAAAACUUGACCUCCUCGUUAUGAGCCAAAGCGUCACCGCCAACCAAUUGGAGUUGACACUAUAUCCUGCCCUCGUCGGCGGGGGUUUUGGUACGUCAAGCUUAAUUUCGUUUCUUCCGCCUUCCACCCUUGCCCAACCAAUACCCAUUGAUAUUGACGGGGAUAUGAAAAUUGAUCUCCUAGGCAUUAAGCCUUCCGCAUCUCAGGGACCUCUGAAGAUCUGGCAAAAUGUAUGGAAUGCUUCUCAAGCUGAUUCACCCUUAUUUGAGAUAAUUGAUGCGCCUUUCCACGGAUCUCAAUGUUCUCUGGCAAAUCCUCAUAGCAAUGCUGUUGUCGACCUUGACGGGGAUUGUCUUGCAGACGUAUUCCUUGUUUGUAACGAUGAGAAAGGAGGCCAGUCCUACCAAAUAUGGGUGAACAACAAAGACAAUGGCUUCAGUCUCUCGCAGGCGGGCUUACUACCUCCCGGAACGCAAGCGAUUUCGUUUGCUGACAUAAAUCGUGACGGGACGAUUGACAUGGUUUUUCCUACUUGUGCCCAUGUGUCUUCCUCGACAGGCGUGGGCACAGACUGCUACAUCAAUAUAGCCUUCAAUGAGCAGCUUCGAUUAUGUGCAUCGUCCACGGACUCUGGUGUCAAAAACGGAGUUCGCGUUUGUCGGCCACCAGAGGAUUUGUGUACCCCAGAUUCAGAUUUUCGAUUUAACCUUACAAAUAGUCCUGAUAACCCUGCAUUCAUUCGCUUCCCUCUGUCUUCCCUCUUCCCUCUAUCCCCUUCACUGCUUGUACUUGACACGUCCUUGAAGCCACCCUUACCUGUUCCCAUCAAGCUUGGUGACGCUAAUUUGGAUGGGUAUCCCGAUUUUCUUAUUAUCACCGUGUCCGGAAAGAGAGAACGUGUUCCCAGCCUCGUAUUUUCCGUUCCUUGUGCGGACGGUGUAGCCGGGUGCGUAUCUAAUGAGCGCGAGAAACGUGGGUGGAAAGUCGCGAGCCACGGCGCAGAAACCUUAGAGGCCAUUAAAGACGCCCGAGGGGUGUCAUUUUUGGACAUGGAUGAAGAUGGAACUCUUGAUAUUAUGGUCCAACGAACGGGAGACGCUGGGCAAGGACAUGUUCUUUUCAUUCAGAAUAACUUCUACUACGACGCUUUCUUUUUGAAAGCAAUCGUCCUCAAUGGCGCCUGCGACAAUGGGUGGUGUUAUACCCUGAAUAGCUCUGAGCGUUAUCAUCCCUUCGGUGUCAGCUACUCUGGCGCGUCAUACAAAUACACUGUUCUUGACACCACAGGCCACCGUUCAGCUGCUCAAGUUGGUCAGCUCCCACAGACAUCAUACCACUCGCUUCAAACUCCAUAUUCCUUCUUUGGACUCGGUCGCACGAACAAUUAUAUCGAAAACCUGUUCGUUGGAACAACCGUCCACUCAAAAGAGCAUUUUAUCAACAUGGAAGGUGUCAUUCCCAACUCCAAGGUGGUCAUCCUUCCGUCUGCCAAGGAAGGUGAGGCUUGGAAACGCGAACUCUUCUUAAGACCAGGAGAAUGGAUCCCAUGGGUAACCGUGACCGUGGUCGUUGGAACAAUUGUGUUGGCGAUCAUCGUAUUUGUACUUCAUUUGAACGAGAAGAGGGAGGACGAACUGGAAAGAAGAAGAGUUUCACAUCAUAUCAACUUCGAUGCCUUGUGA
This is a messenger RNA of Laccaria bicolor S238N-H82, 2040 nucleotides long. RefSeq lists its product as uncharacterized. NCBI's taxonomy places the organism in Eukaryota, Fungi, Basidiomycota, Agaricomycetes, Agaricales, Hydnangiaceae. Gene Ontology annotation, cellular component: plasma membrane. The record is from RefSeq and is a predicted model, not a curated record. The transcript has 13 exons. The coding region runs from base 1 to 2040 and encodes 679 amino acids.